CUCGCUUCCUCCGCUAGGGUUUGUGCCGCGUCGCGAGCACUUGAAGAUUCGCGAAACCCAACCCGCGGCUAUGGCCACCGUCCAACCCCACUCGCCGGGCCCCACCGCCACUCCUCCUCCGCCGGAGGAGCGGCACGUCGACGCCUCCGGCGAACCCGCCGCCGAGGCCGAGGCCGAGGCGGGCGGCGGGGGCAGCGAGAUCGCGGCGCUCGACAAGCAGCUCGCCGUCGGCGGCGGCGGCGAGGAGAAGAAGGCAGGUGGAACUGCCGGCGGUGGGAAGCUGGUGGCGGAGGCCAUACGCAAGUACGCCGUGCCGCGGUCGUCGCGGUUCCACGGCGUCACGAGGCUGAAGUGGAGCGGCAAGUACGAGGCGCACCUCUGGGACAACACCAGCCAGGUCGAGGGCCGCAAGCGCAAGGGCAAGCACGUGUACUUAGGCAGCUAUGUUACUGAAGAGCAGGCUGCCAGGGCACAUGAUCUGGCAGCCUUGAAAUAUUGGGGCACAGGUCCAAACACCAAACUGAACUUCAAUAUAUCUGAUUAUGAGAAAGAAAAUGAGAUUAUGAAGACCAUGUCUCAAGAUGAAUUUGUGGCCUACAUAAGGAGGCAAAGCAGUUGCUUCUCAAGAGGAACUUCCUCAUAUAGGGGUGUAACCAGGCGAAAGGACGGUAAAUGGCAAGCACGAAUUGGUAGGAUUGGGGAGAGCAGAGACACCAAAGACAUUUACCUUGGGACUUUUGAAACUGAAGAAGAGGCAGCAGAAGCUUAUGACAUAGCAGCAAUUGAGCUUCGUGGUCCUCAUGCUGUUACCAACUUUGACAUUACUAACUACUGUGAAGAUGGUUUGAGAAAACUAGAUGGCUCAUCAGAUGUAGCGAAGCUGGAAGGUACAUCAGAGGUUAUGAAGCUUGCUGAACAAUAGAUACUAGAAUAGCUACAUGUAAAUUGCUUUCCGUUCCAUUUCUUUUUUCAUCAUUUUGUUAUCCUUUGGUUGUUCGUGGUACUUUUUCUUUUUGAGUUUUCUCCGCACCUUGUUGUCAAGUCAGUAUUUGCCGGUUCCAAAGAUAGGACAAUGUUGUGUUUGUACUCUAGCUUAACAAAAGGGGUCUUACUAACCUUUGAUGUCACUUGCGGAAGUCAGUGUCGUAGCAA
Phragmites australis (common reed) is the source of this 1152-nucleotide messenger RNA. RefSeq names its product AP2-like ethylene-responsive transcription factor PLT2. Gene Ontology annotation, biological process: regulation of DNA-templated transcription. Lineage: Eukaryota; Viridiplantae; Streptophyta; Magnoliopsida; Poales; Poaceae. Gene Ontology annotation, molecular function: DNA binding; DNA-binding transcription factor activity. The record is from RefSeq and is a predicted model, not a curated record. The transcript is spliced from 8 exons. Bases 71 to 922 code for a protein of 283 amino acids.